This is a messenger RNA of Bipolaris oryzae ATCC 44560, 2826 nucleotides long. RefSeq lists its product as uncharacterized. Gene Ontology annotation, molecular function: methenyltetrahydrofolate cyclohydrolase activity; ATP binding; methylenetetrahydrofolate dehydrogenase (NADP+) activity. Bases 1 to 2826 code for a protein of 941 amino acids. The record is from RefSeq and is a predicted model, not a curated record. The transcript has 2 exons. Gene Ontology annotation, biological process: tetrahydrofolate interconversion. Lineage: Eukaryota; Fungi; Ascomycota; Dothideomycetes; Pleosporales; Pleosporaceae. Gene Ontology annotation, cellular component: cytosol.
AUGGCCGCACAAAAGAUUGACGGCACUGCCAUUGCGAAGAGCAUCCGGGAGCGCCUGGGUGCAAAGAUCAAGGACAAGCAGGCAAAGAACCCGCGGUACAGGCCCAGCCUGAAGAUUGUCCAGGUUGGCGACAGGUCAGACUCCAGCACCUAUGUGCGCAUGAAACUCAAGGCCGCAGAGGAGGCCAAUAUCGACUGCGAGCUUGUCCACCUGCCCGACGAUGUGACCGAAGCUGAGCUUCUGUACAAGAUCGAACAGUACAACAACGACCCCGCUGUUCACGGCAUUCUUGUCCAGCUGCCCUUGCCCAAGCAUAUUUCCGAGCAUACCAUCACAUCGGCCGUUGCCGAUGAGAAGGACGUCGAUGGCUUCGGUAUUCAGAGCAUUGGCGAGCUGGCCAAGCGUGGCGGCAAGCCUCUCUUCACGCCAUGCACGCCCAAGGGUGUCAUGGUGCUGCUACAGGAGGCUGGCAUCGACAUCAAGGGCAAGAACGCCGUUGUGCUGGGACGCAGUGACAUUGUGGGAAGCCCAGUCAGUUACUUGCUGAAGAAUGCCGAUGCGACUGUUACUGUGUGCCACUCUAGAACAGCCGACCUCCCAGAGGUCGUUCGUCGCGCAGACAUUGUCGUUGCUGCUAUUGGCAAGGCCCAAUUUGUCAAGGGAGAUUGGCUCAAGCCCGGUGCCGUUGUCAUUGAUGUUGGCACAAACUUCAUUCCUGACGAGACCAAGAAGAGCGGCCAAAGGCUCGUAGGAGACGUCGACUACGAGUCAGCCGUCGAAGUCGCAUCACACAUCACACCAGUACCGGGAGGUGUCGGACCCAUGACCAUCGCCAUGCUGCUGCAGAAUCUGGUCGACUCAGCCGACGCGACCUUUGACAGGGAGAAGAAGCGCAAGAUCACGCCUCUUCCCAUCAAGAUUGAAGACCCGAUACCCUCGGACAUUGCCAUCUCGCGGAAGCAACACCCAAAGCAGAUCACCGCUGUCGCAAAGGAGGUCGGCAUUCUGCCCCAUGAACUGGAGCCAUACGGAGCCACAAAGGCCAAGGUUGAUCUCUCUCUGCUGAAGCGUCUCGAGCACCGCAAAAACGGCAAGUAUAUUCUUAUUGCCGGUAUCACCCCCACGCCCCUCGGAGAGGGCAAGUCUACAACCACGAUUGGUGUAGCACAGGCUUUAGGCGCGCACCUCGGCAAGAUAUGCUUUGCCAAUGUGCGACAGCCCAGUAUGGGACCUACUUUCGGCAUCAAAGGUGGUGCUGCUGGUGGAGGAUACAGUCAGGUCAUUCCCAUGGAUCAGUUCAACCUCCAUCUCACUGGUGACAUUCAUGCCAUCACUGCCGCGAACAACUUGCUUGCCGCUGCUAUUGAAACGCGCAUGUUCCACGAGAACACACAAAAGGAUGCUGCGCUAUACAAGCGCUUGGUCCCAGCUAAGAAGGGCAAGCGUGAGUUUGUGCCUGUCAUGUUCCGCCGUCUCAAGAAGCUUGGGAUCGACAAGACAAACCCAGAUGAUCUGACCGAAGAGGAGAUUGCCAAGUUCGCCAGGCUAGACAUUGACCCUGAGACCAUUACUUGGAGACGUGUGCUUGAUGUCAACGACAGACAUCUACGCAAGAUCACCGUUGGACAAGCACCCACCGAGAAGGGUCAGACUCGUGAGACUGGUUUCGACAUCUCAGUUGCCAGUGAGUGCAUGGCCAUCCUCGCUCUCAGCAAAGAUCUUUCAGACCUCCGGGAGCGCCUGGGUCGCAUGGUCGUCGCCAGCUCUCGUGCUGGCGACCCCGUCACCUGCGACGACAUUGGCGCGGGUGGCGCCUUGACUGCUCUGCUGGUUGACGCCAUCAAGCCCAACAUGAUGCAGACCCUUGAGGGCACUCCUGUAUUUGUGCACGCCGGUCCAUUUGCAAACAUUAGCAUUGGUGCUUCUUCAGUCCUUGCGGAUAGGAUUGCUCUCAAGCUGGCUGGUACCGAGCCAGACGAGGAUCACGAUGCGCAAGCCGGGUUCGUCGUGACUGAGGCUGGCUUUGACUUCACCAUGGGAGGUGAGCGCUUCUUCAACAUCAAGUGCCGAUCUUCCGGCCUCGUGCCCGACACCGUUGUCAUUGUUGCUACUGUCCGAGCCCUUAAGAACCACGGUGGCGGUCCGGACAUCAGCCCCGGUGCUCAACUGCCCGAAGUCUACCGUACCGAGAACAUUGACAUCCUCCGCGCUGGCUGUGUCAACUUGAAGAAGCAUAUUGAGAACGCCAAGGCAUACGGAGUUCCCGUUGUUGUGGCCAUCAACCGCUUCGCUACCGAUACCCAAGCCGAAAUCGAUGUUAUCCGAGAAGAAGCCAUUGCUGCCGGUGCCGAAGACGCCAUUCCAGCCAACCACUUUGCCGAGGGUGGAAAGGGCGCCGUGGACCUUGCCCAAGGUAUUAUUGCUGCAUCCGCAAAGCCCAAGCCUGACUUCAAGCUUCUUUACGACACAUCUAGCGGCACUGUGCAAGAGCGCAUGGAGACGAUUGCCAAGCGCAUGUACGGUGCUUCUGCCGUCGAAUUCUCUGAACUCGCACAAAAGAAGGUCGACACGUACGUCAAGCAAGGAUUUGGCAAUCUGCCCAUUUGCGUUGCAAAGACCCAGUACAGUCUUUCCCACGACCCAAGUCUCAAGGGCGCACCAACGGGCUUCACCGUCCCCAUCAGAGACGUGCGCAUGGCAGCAGGUGCAGGAUACCUAUACGCGUUGGCUGCUGAUAUUCAGACAAUCCCUGGUCUCCCCACUGCACCAGGCUAUCUGAACAUUGACGUUGACGUCGAAACUGGCGAGAUUGACGGCAUGUUCUAG